AGGAUAGGUCACGGUGACAAGAACCAUGCAGAUCAGGACAGAUCCCCCAUCUUUGUUCAGUUCAUCGACUGUGUAUGGCAGAUGACCAAACAGUUUCCUACAGCCUUUGAGUUUAAUGAGCGCCUCCUGCUGACAAUCCUGGAUCAUCUGUAUAGCUGUCGCUUUGGGACUUUCCUCUACAACUGUGAGAGCGCAAGAGACCAGCACGACGUGAGGUCGAAGACGGUGUCUUUGUGGUCUCUGGUCAACAGUAAGAUGGACAUUUAUUUAAACCCCUUCUACACCCCGGAGUCUGGCAGGGUCCUCUACCCAGUCGCCAGCAUGCGCCACCUAGAGCUCUGGGUAACAUACUACAUCCGCUGGAACCCACGCAUACGACAGCAGCAGCAGAGUCCGGUGGAGCAGCGCUACAAGGAGCUGUUGGCCCUCAGAGACGAGUACUUGAAGAAGCUGGAGGAGCUGCAGCUGUCUGACUCCUCCCCUUCCUCACGUCUGGCUAACAGCCCCACCCCCAACACCCCCUCCUCCACCUCCUCCACACCAUCACAGCAAUACACACACCUACAGACUCCCCUCUGAGGGCUGGUGUGACAGACACACACACACACUCACAACUUGUUGACUUGCACUUAUGUCUCUACACUCUGAUUUCUUUGUUCACACAAGCAGGGAAUUAAAUAGUAUUGUGCAGUUCUAAAUG
Morone saxatilis (striped sea-bass) is the source of this 700-nucleotide messenger RNA. Its product is annotated as myotubularin-like. Gene Ontology annotation, cellular component: plasma membrane. Gene Ontology annotation, biological process: negative regulation of autophagosome assembly; mitochondrion distribution; muscle cell cellular homeostasis. Gene Ontology annotation, molecular function: phosphatidylinositol-3,5-bisphosphate 3-phosphatase activity. Lineage: Eukaryota; Metazoa; Chordata; Actinopteri; Moronidae. The record is from RefSeq and is a predicted model, not a curated record.